AAGAAAGGAACUGUCUCACAGAACUGUGGAUACCGUUCAUACGAUGUUAAUGUGGAUGGUAAACUGCUCAGAAGAAACCGUGUACAUCUUAACGAAGAUCGGCAAGUCAAAGUUACGGAACCCUCCUCGAAAUCUGGAGAACAGAAAACUACAGCCGAAGACCUACCUGUCACUGUUGUUGAAAAGAGUGGAAAAAAAAUCAAGCCAGUAAAAGACACUGCAAAGGCUGCAGAACCUGCUAAAUGCACUAAGAUGGACCUUAUUACUGUUAAACGUACACGUUCGGGACGCUUAGUGAAAAUGCCGCAAAGAUACUCUAGUUAA
This is a messenger RNA of Porites evermanni, 324 nucleotides long. Lineage: Eukaryota; Metazoa; Cnidaria; Anthozoa; Scleractinia; Poritidae. The record is from the annotation of a GenBank genome assembly.